AUGGCGCCUUCAGUCAGAUACUACAAUCAAACAGCUCCCUUUUGGGACUUCAUCGCCAGCCUCGAGGAGCAAGGAAUUACUGGCAACAACGACGUAAACGACGACACAAGCCGCCGAGAAGAGACCUCCACCAACGAGAACGAGCGCGGUGCCAAUCCCUGGUCGGAAGGUGGUUGGGCUACAUUCCCAUGGGGCCCUGUCCCACACCGCGGGCGCCAUGGACCACCUGGCCCCGCCGCCGGAGCCUCCGAUCCUGAGGAAGGCUCCUCUCAGCCCAAAGGCCCUCCGCCACCUCCCUCAGAUGAAAAGCAUGACGAGGCUCCCCGUGCAGGCCCCUCUCACGCCCACGGGCAUCACGGUCCCCACCGCGGACCCGGCUCCCGCGGCGGUCCCUGCAGCGGCAAAGGUCGAGGAGGAGGUGGAGGAGGUGGAUGGGGCGGUCGUGGUCGCGGGCGCUUCCACCCAUACGCCUCCGGACCCUUUGGUGCUUUCGCCGACAUGUUCCAAUCUCAAGUCUUCGGCGGACCGGAAGGCAACGAGAACAAGCACAACAGCGAAGACUUCCACCCGGAUGUCGACAUCUUCGAUACAUCCGAGUCCUUUGUCGUGCACGUCUCCCUCCCUGGAGCCAAAAAGGAAGACGUGGGCGUGAAUUGGGACGCCGAGAAAUCGGAGCUCAGUAUCGCUGGUGUGGUGCACCGACCUGGCGAUGAAGAGUUUUUGAAGACGCUUGCGUUGGAUGAGCGCAAGGUCGGUGCUUUUGAGAGAAAAGUGCGGUUGGGGAGCAGAGCGAACCCGGCGAGCAUUGAUAUCGAUGGUAUCACGGCGAGGAUGGAAGAUGGGGUGUUGACUGUGGAGGUACCUAAGCUUGAUGCUGGGUAUGUGGAGAUCAAGAAGGUCGAUAUCGAGUAG
Molecule: messenger RNA, 912 nt
Organism: Ramularia collo-cygni
Lineage: Eukaryota; Fungi; Ascomycota; Dothideomycetes; Mycosphaerellales; Mycosphaerellaceae
Exons: 1
Coding region: 1-912 (303 amino acids)
Biological process (GO): response to hydrogen peroxide; protein folding; protein complex oligomerization
Source: RefSeq, a predicted model, not a curated record